Messenger RNA from Closterium sp. NIES-65, 969 nucleotides. The record is from the annotation of a GenBank genome assembly. NCBI's taxonomy places the organism in Eukaryota, Viridiplantae, Streptophyta, Zygnematophyceae, Desmidiales, Closteriaceae.
AUGAACUUGGCACGCUCCUUUGUUGUCUCUGCAUCACUGCCUGCGAGCACAAAGGAGGCGGUUACGAUACUGUUACACAAGAAGGGGGAUAAGGGCCAAUUAAGCAACUACCGGCCUAUCACGCUUCUUAAUUUCACUUACAAGGUCCUGGCAAAAGUGGUGGCUGACCGGAUGAAGAAGGUGCUGCACCAGGUGAUCUCGAAGGAGCAGUACGGCUUCAUACCAGGACGGAGGUUAUCCGAUGCAGUCAGCCUGGUGGCUGAUAUCAUUGACGCUGCAAACAAAGGGGACAAGGACUGGUUUCUGCUGCUGGUGGAUUUUCAAAAGGCGUUCGACACCGUCUUCCGGGGCUUCCUGUUUGAGACGCUGGAGAAAAUGGGCUUCCCUCUGAGAUUUGUGGGGUGGGAAGCGGCGAAGAGGCAGCUGGGCAUUGUCAGUGAUUCGGGGAGGAGGUUGCCUUACCUGGGUUAUGCGGACGAUACCACGCUACUGCUGCAACGGAGGGAGCAGAUUGCAGAGGCAGGAAAGAUGCUGGAUUAUUUCGCGCGUGUUUCUGGCCUGGUCACAAACAAUGAUAAGUCGGAGGUGAUGCCACUGGGCCGAAAUCUGGGGGGUCGUCCCUGGAGGCCGGAUGGUUUCAAAUGGGCCGGCGCGGAUGAAGCGGAAAGGCUGCUUGGGGUCUGGAUUACCGCUUCAGGCGACUGUAAGGCGACAUGGGACAAAACGCUGUUGAGACUGCUGGAGGAGAUGGGUAAAUGGGAGCUGAAGUAUCUCACGAUUUCAGCGAGGGCGGUUGUCAUCAACGGAUACAUUACCCCGAUCAUCGCCUUCCAGGCGCAGGUCUACCCGCCACCGCAGGAGGUCUGGGGGCGGAUAGCGAAGUUGAUUAAUAAUUUCCUCUCAGGAAACCACGCGUCGGAGGAGGGGUGUUUCAUCCUGUGGGGGAAGGAAACAAUCUUUGCAACAUGA